Molecule: messenger RNA, 3271 nt
Organism: Nerophis ophidion (straightnose pipefish)
Lineage: Eukaryota; Metazoa; Chordata; Actinopteri; Syngnathiformes; Syngnathidae
Product: laminin subunit alpha-3-like
Exons: 7
Coding region: 1-816 (271 amino acids)
Source: RefSeq, a predicted model, not a curated record
AUGGUGCCCAUUGUUACUGGUUUUGUGGAGUGCAGCGUGGAGAGAAGCACCUUCCAUCUGCUGGUGGAUGGAUUCCGUGUGACCGACGGCCUUUUGCCCGAAGACGAGGGCUCGUCUCUGGACUUCCAGGGCCUCAUCUACCUGGGGGGUCACCCUGGGAACACAGACAUCGUUAAAGCUUCUAACAUCCCCACCGCCAGCAUUGUGGGUUGCAUACGUGACCUUCAAAUGAAUGCUCAACCAGUGGGGGAACCUGAGGCGGGCAACAUGGUGUCACACUGCUUGGAGGAGCUCACCCAGAAGGGGGUCUACUUUGGUGGAGGCCACCUAGUUUUAGAUGAUUACUUCACCGUGGGCUCUCACUUUGUGCUGACGUUCGAGUUCCGCCCUCAACGCCCCAGGGGCCUGGUCUUUUAUUUUGAAAGCUACGGGAGCAGUUUUAGUGUUUUUUUCACUAAAAACACGGUGGGCGUCUCCGUCAAUGAUGGAAGCGGCGAUGUCAGCGUCUCCGUGACUACGCCCAACCUCUGUAACGGAGAGUUCCACGCCAUUAAAGUUUCCAAACACGGGCGAGUUAUCAGGCUGAAGGUGGACUCCCUGUCGAAAAAGAAGGCGGGAGCGGACGUGCCCGCCACCCACUCAUCGAUACUGCGAGCCCUUUAUGUCGGAGGGGCCGAAAAGGUCAAUGGCGCCGCCGUGACGUCGACGUUUGUGGGCUGCUUGCGAAACGUGUCGCUUAACAACCAACGUGUUGCGUUUGAGACCACGGCGAGGGUGGUCGGUCAUGUUGCUGUCAACGGGUGCCCGGCGUCCUGAGGAAGACGCGUCAUCAAGCGUGCAAAAUUACGACGGGCGGAUACAAGUAUUCAAUUUUUUCACAUUUUAUAUUACAGCCUUAUUCCAAAAUGGAAUAACUAAUUUUUUCUUCUUAAAAUUCUACAGACAAUUCCCUAUAACAGGGGUCGGGAACCUUUUUGUCUGAGAGAGCCAAGAAGCCAAAUAUUUUAAAAUGUAUUUCCCUCAGAGCCAUAUAAUAUUUUUUUCAAGACUGAACACAACUAAACGUGUGCUUUUUAAGUAAGACCAACAUUUCCAGAGUAUAAUAGGUCUCUUAUUCUUUGUAUUAACAUUGUGGUCUGGGGCCUGCAGCAAAGCAGGAUGUUGCCAGGACCGGCCUGGAAAUCAGCGAUAGGUGUGUAGAUGGCCCACCUGGGCCUUUUUAUCUAAUCACCUGUCGCUCUGUUAUAAGGAGCAGCCAGGAGGAGAGACAGGGUUGGGGCUGGGGCUGGAGCCAGAGCGCGAGUGAGGACGAAAGAGAAAAAGACAAUUGCUCGAAAGCAACUGAGAGACUUAAUUGAAAAAAACCCCCAAUAUUUUAACCCUAAAACAGGCUCUCAUGUCAGUGCUUGGUGGUCUGAAGAACCCCCAAGAUGGCAAGCCCAACACUAACCAAUAAUAAAUAAAUUACUUCUUACCAUUAACGCAACUUCUUGAACAUAAAAAUGCAUGAGAAUGUUUUAUAUUUUGAAUGUUAUUUUUAACACUAUGAUUACAAGUGGAAUUAUUCAUUACUCAUCGUGUUAAACAACGUCAGGUCAGAUUUAUCCGAGAGCCAGAUGCAGUCAUCAAAAGGGCCACAUCUGGCUCGAGAGCCAUAGGUUCCCUACCCAUGCCCUAUAAUGACAAUUUUAAAUAUAUAUAUAUUUUUUAAUUCGGCCACUGUAUUCAAAAUACAAACACAAAUGUAGUCACUGUGUCAGAGCUACAGUAUUCCUCUGCGGAGAGAGGAGAACCUUCUAAAAGGACAACAAUCUCUGGCCAGACGGAAGCCAUUUCUUAGUAAAAAAUGCACCUGAAAGACUCUGACCAUCAUCGCCAGGCCAAUACCAUCCCUGCAGUGAAGCAUGGCGGUGGCAGCAUCAUGCUGUGGGGGUGCUUGUCAGGAUCAGUUCAGUUCAGUUUAUAUCGAACAUGCAUACACGGUACAAUGGAACGCGUCACAUAUUUCCAGUUGUUUCAUUACAGCGCGUCUGAAAAGGAGUUGGAAGAAGCUGAGCUCAUUUAAUCCUACCCCUUUUCAAACAGGAGCAACCUUAUCCCAUUUCCUUGUUCUCUGUAACAGAACAGUGGAUAAAUUAUAAAUAAAUAACAUACCAUAGGAAGUAAACAAACAUUGAAUCUUUAUCUCCAAAAAAAAAAAAAAAGAUAGAAGGAAAGAUGAAUGCAGCAUUGAUCAGAGACAUCCUGGAUGAAUACCAACGCUUACAAUGGAGCUUGAGAGGUGCUGCAAAGAUAGUUCUGCCAAGCUUGUGGCAUCGUAUUCAAAAAUCCUUUAGGCUGUAAUUGCUGCCAAUAGGUGCAUCAACAAACUGAGUAAAGGUAUAUGUGAUUUUUUUUUUUUUCAAUUUUUUUUUUUGCAAAAAAAACUCCCCCCCCAAAAACAUUUUGUGUAAAAUUUUGAGGACAAAAAUGUAUGUAUUCUAUUUUGGAAUAAGGCUGUAAAAUAUGUGGAAAAAGUGAUUUCUAAUCCACUGUAGUUCCAAGAGAUAAAUGUUGCAUGAUCACUUUUUCUCAUUAAAAUGAGAUCAUGUUGCAACCAGGCAUUAAAAAAACAAACAAACAAAAAACUGCUGGCGAGUUAAAAUUUAAGACUUUUUUUUCAAUAAAAACAUUACAAUAACGUUCUCUUUAAUCAAUAAUAUAGAUGCAGCAUCUGUUUUAAUGCAAAUAAAUACAUAAUAUACCGUAGUAAGUAAACAAAUAUUAUAAAUAAAACAAUGAAUAAUUAAUAAUAAAUACAUGAAUAAAAAUCUGUAUAUAAAAAAAAGGGAUAGAGGGAAAGAUGAAUGCAAUAAUGUGCAGAGACAUCCUGGAUGAAAACCAACACUUGCCAUCCUACCUGAUGGAGCUUGAGAGGUGCUGCAAAGAGGAAUGGGCAAAACUGCCCAAAAGCUUGUGGCAUCAUAGUCAAAAACAUUUCAGGCUUUAAUUGCUGCCAGAAGGUGCAUCAGCAAAGUAUUGAGUAAAGGUACAUGUGAUUUUUAAAAACGUUUAAAAAAAAACAUUUCACAUAUCCAUUAUGGGGUAUUUUGUGUAGAAUUUUGAGGACAGUAAUGAAUAUAUUCUAUUUUGGAAUAAGGCUAUAAAAUAAUAUGUGGAAAAAGUGAUCCGUAAUGCACUGUAGUUAAAUGUUGCAUGAUCACUUUUUGUUAUUAAAAUGAGAUAAAGAUGCAACCAGGAAUUAAAAAAACAAACAAACAAACAAAAAAAA